Closterium sp. Naga37s-1 is the source of this 22090-nucleotide messenger RNA. The record is from the annotation of a GenBank genome assembly. NCBI's taxonomy places the organism in Eukaryota, Viridiplantae, Streptophyta, Zygnematophyceae, Desmidiales, Closteriaceae.
AUGGGAUCCGGCGUAGUAGCCGAGUCACACCCCCUGCCCCCUCAUGCCAUCCGCUCCCCCCGCCCCUACCCUCCGCGUGCCCGCUCCCUCGCCGCCUCUUUUGACCCUCCCUGCCCCCCUCGCCGUUACCCACCGCUCGCCAUUCGCUCCUCCCCGCCCGUGCCCUCCCCUCGUUUACCUUCGCCUCCCCCCUCCCCUCCUCUGCUGGACGCCUCUUCCUUCCCCUCGCUAACCCACUCCACUCCCUGCCCCUCCUCAAUCCGCACCCUGCCCCUCGUUUCUCGCCCCCCUACGCUUGGUUUCUCCCCUCCCUGCCCCUCGCCGCCUUUCUCCGCUCCCCACCUCCCCCCUCUCCCUGCCCCCCCACUCUCCUCCACUUGCCCUUGGCUUCCCACCUCCCUGCCCCACCUUUCCCCCCUCCGUGUGCUCAGCUUCUCCCCUCCCUGCCUCUCCCUCCUCCCCGCCCUGCCCCUCAUUUUCCGCCCCCCCACGCCCGGUUUCUCCCCUCCCUGCACCUCCCUUUCUUUCUCCGUGCCUCUCCUUUGCUCCCUCCCUGCCCCCGCCUGCCCAUGCCCCUGUCUUUGGUCUCUCCCCCCCCUGCCCCACGUUUCUUCCCUCCCUGAGAUCACCUUGUACCCCCUCUGCCCCUCCCUUGUUCUCCCCGCACCCAUUGCUUCUCCCCUCCCUGCCCUUGAUUUCCCGCACCCCUGCCCUUGUUUCCUACCAUCCAUGCCCCUCGUUUCCCCUCUUUGUACGUUCACCCUCUUCCCUCCCUGCCCCUCCCUUCCUCCCCCCCUGCCCUUUGCUUUCCCCUCGUUAUGCUCCCUUCUCCCCAUCCCUGCUGCCCUCUUACCACCAUCAGCCCGUCCCCACCACCAGCCCCCCUCCCACCCUUCCCCCCCCCCCCCCUCUCCCUCUCCCUCUCUCUCUCUCUCUCUCUCUCUCUCUCUCUCUCUCUCUCUCUCUCUUCUCUCGCACACACACACACACACACUCCCCUCCCCUACCCCCCACCCACAUCCUCCCGUUCUGCCCCUCCCUGCCCCUGUUCCACCCCCUCGCACGCCCCUCACCUCUCACCUCCGUUCAACUGGAUUCCCCCCCUCUGGUGCAUCCCUUGCAUCGCUCGCCCCUCUGCUCACCCUCUGCCCGCCCCUUUUCCUUGCCCUCAGCUGGCCCAGCCCCUGCCCGUUGCUGCCCCUCCCCUUGCCCCCUCAACUCCCCUGCCCCCCGUACACCCCACUCCCGUCCAACCGCCCCCACCCUCCCCCGGCUGCCCGUUUCCGCUCUCCACCCCCGCGACCGUGUGCGGCUUCCAACCGCCCAACGGUGUUAGCCCUCACAGGUCAGUGCUCCUGUGGACAGGCGAUCGACGACAUGACGGUGCCUCACCACGCGGUUCGGUGCCCACGAUUCGGCGUCGCCACUGUCAUCCACGACACGGUGAAGUUCGCGCUUCGAGACUUCGCUGUCGAGGCGGGCUUCGCGGUGAAGGUGGAGGACUCUACGCUGUUCACACACCUGGAGGCAGCUCGAGCGAGACUGCUGGGACAGCCGGUGGUGGGAGAGGGGACACGGGCUGGGGGACCACUGGAGCAGAGGGCUGAGGCGGGACAGCCGGGCGGCGGGGCACAGUGGGGACAGCAUCAGCUGCGGGGUCGGAUGGCGCGAGGGGCAGGCGGACAGAGGGGACGGCAGGGGGUGCAGACCAGCCAGAGCGGAGAGGGGGGACAGCAGAGGCAGCAGCAGGAGAGCCAGCACAGGUCGCAGGCUCAGGGUGCCGCGCCUCAGGGUGUGGGCUCGGGGAUGGGGCAGGGGCGAGAGCAGCAAAGAGCGGACGGGGGUACAGGGGGGGCGGGGAGAUUGGGAGGUGAGGUUCAGGGAGUGAGAGAGGCAGCAGGGGAUCGAGCAGGGGGGUUGGGAGGAUUGGGGGAGGGUAGAGAGGGGGAGGGGAGAGGACAGGUGGGUGGAGGAGAGGAUAGGGGGAGAGAGACGACUGGAGAGGAGGCACCGAGGGACCAGACAGGGCAGCAGCCAGCGCAGCAGCAGGGACCAGCCGGACGCACAGGCCGUACAGGCACCUCCUCCCGCAUCCCAGACCUCACCUGCCGCGACGUUGGGCAGAGUUUGAUGGUUCUUGUGGAUGUCUCCAUAGCGGAUCCACAGCGGGAGGGGAACGUGCAGCUGGGACGGGCGACCCCCACACAGAUUGGAGUGGCAGCAGCUAGGCGGGUGCAGGAGAAGCUGCGUCACUGGGGCCCGCACUUAGAGGGCUUGCAGCCGGCACCACACUUUUACGCGUGCGUGGCUGAGACCUUUGGCCUACUGAGCGAGCCGUUGCGUCAGUUCCUGGGGCUCUGCGCAAAGAGGAUAGCACAGCGGAGGAGGGAUUGGGGAGGGGGGGAUGACGGAUCGGCACGGAUAUUUGAGACAGGACUCACUACACGUCUCUCCGUGGCACUGCAGCGCGCGCAGGCUCCAUGCAUCUUACAGCAUGCGGUGCGGCAGUUGGGGGGAUCCGACGACGGGUGGAUGCCCGCACCCUCACACCCCCUGCCCCCUCAUGCCAUCCGCUCCCCCCGCCCCUACCCUCCGCGUGCCCGCUCCCUCGCCGCCUCUUUUGACCCUCCCUGCCCCCCUCGCCGUUACCCACCGCUCGCCAUUCGCUCCUCCCCGCCCGUGCCCUCCCCUCGUUUACCUUCGCCUCCCCCCUCCCCUCCUCUGCUGCACGCCUCUUCCUUCCCCUCGCUAACCCACUCCACUCCCUGCCCCUCCUCAAUCCGCACCCUGCCCCUCGUUUCUCGCCCCCCCUACGCUUGCUUCUCCCCUCCCUGCCUCUCCCUCCUCCCCGCCCUGCCCCUCAUUUUCCGCCCCCCCACGCCCGGUUUCUCCCCUCCCUGCACCUCCCUUUCUUUCUCCGUGCCUCUCCUUUGCUCCCUCCCUGCCCCCGCCUGCCCAUGCCCCUGUCUUUGGUUUCUCCCCCCCCUGCCCCACGUUUCUUCCCUCCCUGAGAUCACCUUGUACCCCCUCUGCCCCUCCCUUGUUCUCCCCGCACCCAUUGCUUCUCCCCUCCCUGCCCUUGAUUUCCCGCACCCCUGCCCUUGUUUCCUACCAUCCAUGCCCCUCGUUUCCCCUCUUUGUACGUUCACCCUCUUCCCUCCCUGCCCCUCCCUUCCUCCCCCCCUGCCCUUUGCUUUCCCCUCGUUAUGCUCCCUUCUCCCCAUCCCUGCUGCCCUCUUACCACCAUCAGCCCGUCCCCACCACCAGCCCCCCUCCCACCCUUCUCCCCCCCCCCCCUCUCCCUCUCUCUCUCUCUCUCUCUCUCUCUCUCUCUCUCUCUCUCUCUCUCUCUCUCUCUUUAUCUCGCACACACACACACACACACUCCCCUCCCCCACCCCCCACCCACAUCCUCCCGUUCUGCCCCUCCCUGCCCCUGUUCCACCCCCUCGCACGCCCCUCACCUCUCACCUCCGUUCAACUGGAUUCCCCCCCUCUGGUGCAUCCCUUGCAUCGCUCGCCCCUCUGCUCACCCUCUGCCCGCCCCUUUUCCUUGCCCUCAGCUGGCCCAGCCCCUGCCCGUUGCUGCCCCUCCCCUUGCCCCCUCAACUCCCCUGCCCCCCGUACACCCCACUCCCGUCCAACCGCCCCCACCCUCCCCCGGCUGCCCGUUUCCGCUCUCCACCCCCGCGACCGUGUGCGGCUUCCAACCGCCCAACGGUGUUAGCCCUCACAGGUCAGUGCUCCUGUGGACAGGCGAUCGACGACAUGACGGUGCCUCACCACGCGGUUCGGUGCCCACGAUUCGGCGUCGCCACUGUCAUCCACGACACGGUGAAGUUCGCGCUUCGAGACUUCGCUGUCGAGGCGGGCUUCGCGGUGAAGGUGGAGGACUCUACGCUGUUCACACACCUGGAGGCAGCUCGAGCGAGACUGCUGGGACAGCCGGUGGUGGGAGAGGGGACACGGGCUGGGGGACCACUGGAGCAGAGGGCUGAGGCGGGACAGCCGGGCGGCGGGGCACAGUGGGGACAGCAUCAGCUGCGGGGUCGGAUGGCGCGAGGGGCAGGCGGACAGAGGGGACGGCAGGGGGUGCAGACCAGCCAGAGCGGAGAGGGGGGACAGGAGAGGCAGCAGCAGGAGAGCCAGCACAGGUCGCAGGCUCAGGGUGCCGCGCCUCAGGGUGUGGGCUCGGGGAUGGGGCAGGGGCGAGAGCAGCAAAGAGCGGACGGGGGUACAGGGGGGGCGGGGAGAUUGGGAGGUGAGGUUCAGGGAGUGAGAGAGGCAGCAGGGGAUCGAGCAGGGGGGUUGGGAGGGUUGGGGGAGGGUAGAGAGGGGGAGGGGAGAGGACAGGUGGGUGGAGGAGAGGAUAGGGGGAGAGAGACGACUGGAGAGGAGGCACCGAGGGACCAGACAGGGCAGCAGCCAGCGCAGCAGCAGGGACCAGCCGGACGCACAGGCCGUACAGGCACCUCCUCCCGCAUCCCAGACCUCACCUGCCGCGACGUUGGGCAGAGUUUGAUGGUUCUUGUGGAUGUCUCCAUAGCGGAUCCACAGCGGGAGGGGAACGUGCAGCUGGGACGGGCGACCCCCACACAGAUUGGAGUGGCAGCAGCUAGGCGGGUGCAGGAGAAGCUGCGUCACUGGGGCCCGCACUUAGAGGGCUUGCAGCCGGCACCACACUUUUACGCGUGCGUGGCUGAGACCUUUGGCCUACUGAGCGAGCCGUUGCGUCAGUUCCUGGGGCUCUGCGCAAAGAGGAUAGCACAGCGGAGGAGGGAUUGGGGAGGGGGGGAUGACGGAUCGGCACGGAUAUUUGAGACAGGACUCACUACACGUCUCUCCGUGGCACUGCAGCGCGCGCAGGCUCCAUGCAUCUUACAGCAUGCGUCACACCCCCUGCCCCCUCAUGCCAUCCGCUCCCCCCGCCCCUACCCUCCGCGUGCCCGCUCCCUCGCCGCCUCUUUUGACCCUCCCUGCCCCCCUCGCCGUUACCCACCGCUCGCCAUUCGCUCCUCCCCGCCCGUGCCCUCCCCUCGUUUACCUUCGCCUCCCCCCUCCCCUCCUCUGCUGCACGCCUCUUCCUUCCCCUCGCUAACCCACUCCACUCCCUGCCCCUCCUCAAUCCGCACCCUGCCCCUCGUUUCUCGCCCCCCUACGCUUGGUUUCUCCCCUCCCUGCCCCUCGCCGCCUUUCUCCGCUCCCCACCUCCCCCCUCUCCCUGCCCCCCCACUCUCCUCCACUUGCCCUUGGCUUCCCACCUCCCUGCCCCACCUUUCCCCCCUCCGUGUGCUCAGCUUCUCCCCUCCCUGCCUCUCCCUCCUCCCCGCCCUGCCCCUCAUUUUCCGCCCCCCCACGCCCGGUUUCUCCCCUCCCUGCACCUCCCUUUCUUUCUCCGUGCCUCUCCUUUGCUCCCUCCCUGCCCCCGCCUGCCCAUGCCCCUGUCUUUGGUUUCUCCCCUCCCUGCCCCACGUUUCUUCCCUCCCUGAGAUCACCUUGUACCCCCUCUGCCCCUCCCUUGUUCUCCCCGCACCCAUUGCUUCUCCCCUCCCUGCCCUUGAUUUCCCGCACCCCUGCCCUUGUUUCCUACCAUCCAUGCCCCUCGUUUCCCCUCUUUGUACGUUCACCCUCUUCCCUCCCUGCCCCUCCCUUCCUCCCCCCCUGCCCUUUGCUUUCCCCUCGUUACGCUCCCUUCUCCCCAUCCCUGCUGCCCUCUUACCACCAUCAGCCCGUCCCCACCACCAGCCCCUCUCCCACCCUUCUCCCCCCCCCCCCCUCUCCCUCUCUCUCUCUCUCUCUCUAUCUCUCUCUCUCUCUCUCUCUCUCUCUCUCUCUCUCUCUUUCUCUCACACACACAAACACACACACUCCCCUCCCCCACCCCCCCACCCACAUCCUCCCGUUCUGCCCCUCCCUGCCCCUGUUCCACCCCCUCGCACGCCCCUCACCUCUCACCUCCGUUCAACUGGAUUCCCCCCCUCUGGUGCAUCCCUUGCAUCGCUCGCCCCUCUGCUCACCCUCUGCCCGCCCCUUUUCCUUGCCCUCAGCUGGCCCAGCCCCUGCCCGUUGCUGCCCCUCCCCUUGCCCCCUCAACUCCCCUGCCCCCCGUACACCCCACUCCCGUCCAACCGCCCCCACCCUCCCCCGGCUGCCCGUUUCCGCUCUCCACCCCCGCGACCGUGUGCGGCUUCCAACCGCCCAACGGUGUUAGCCCUCACAGUUCGUGCUUCGAGACUUCGCUGUCGAGGCGGGCUUCGCGGUGAAGGUGGAGGACUCUACGCUGUUCAUACACCUGGAGGCAGCUCGAGUGAGACUGCUGGGACAGCCGGUGGUGGGAGAGGGGACACGGGCUGGGGGACACUGGAGCAGAGGGCUGAGGCGGGACAGCCGGGCGGCGGGGCACAGUGGGGACAGCAUCAGCUGCGGGGUCGGAUGGCGCGAGGGGCAGGCGGACAGAGGGGACGGCAGGGGGUGCAGACCAGCCAGAGCGGAGAGGGGGGACAGCAGAGGCAGCAGCAGGAGAGCCAGCACAGGUCGCAGGCUCAGGGUGCCGCGCCUCAGGGUGUGGGCUCGGGGAUGGGGCAGGGGCGAGAGCAGCAAAGAGCGGACGGGGGUACAGGGGGGGCGGGGAGAUUGGGAGGUGAGGUUCAGGGAGUGAGAGAGGCAGCAGGGGAUCAAGCAGGGGGGUUGGGAGGAUUGGGGGAGGGUAGAGAGGGGGAGGGGAGAGGACAGGUGGGUGGAGGAGAGGAUAGGGGGAGAGAGACGACUGGAGAGGAGGCACCGAGGGACCAGACAGGGCAGCAGCCAGCGCAGCAGCAGGGACCAGCCGGACGCACAGGCCGUACAGGCACCUCCUCCCGCAUCCCAGACCUCACCUGCCGCGACGUUGGGCAGAGUUUGAUGGUUCUUAUGGAUGUCUCCAUAGCGGAUCCACAGCGGGAGGGGAACGUGCAGCUGGGACGGGCGACCCCCACACAGAUUGGAGUGGCAGCAGCUAGGCGGGUGCAGGAGAAGCUGCGUCACUGGGGCCCGCACUUAGAGGGCUUGCAGCCGGCACCACACUUUUACGCGUGCGUGGCUGAGACCUUUGGCCUACUGAGCGAGCCGUUGCGUCAGUUCCUGGGGCUCUGCGCGAAGAGGAUAGCACAGCGGAGGAGGGAUUGGGGAGGGGGGGAUGACGGAUCGGCACGGAUAUUUGAGACAGGACUCACUACACGUCUCUCCGUGGCACUGCAGCGCGCGCAGGCUCAAUGCAUCUUACAGCAUGCGUCACACCCCCUGCCCCCUCGUGCCAUCCGCUCCCCCCGCCCCUACCCUCCGCGUGCCCGCUCCCUCGCCGCCUCUUUUGACCCUCCCUGCCCCCCUCGCCGUUACCCACCGCUCGCCAUUCGCUCCUCCCCGCCCGUGCCCUCCCCUCGUUUACCUUCGCCUCCCCCCUCCCCUCCUCUGCUGCACGCCUCUUCCUUCCCCUCGCUAACCCACUCCACUCCCUGCCCCUCCUCAAUCCGCACCCUGCCCCUCGUUUCUCGCCCCCCUAUGCUUGGUUUCUCCCCUCCCUGCCCCUCGCCGCCUUUCUCCGCUCCCCACCUCCCCCCUCUCCCUGCCCCCCCACUCUCCUCCACUUGCCCUUGGCUUCCCACCUCCCUGCCCCACCUUUCCCCCCUCCGUGUGCUCAGCUUCUCCCCUCCCUGCCUCUCCCUCCUCCCCGCCCUGCCCCUCAUUUUCCGCCCCCCCACGCCCGGUUUCUCCCCUCCCUGCACCUCCCUUUCUUUCUCCGUGCCUCUCCUUUGCUCCCUCCCUGCCCCCGCCUGCCCAUGCCCCUGUCUUUGGUUUCUCCCCUCCCUGCCCCACGUUUCUUCCCUCCCUGAGAUCACCUUGUACCCCCUCUGCCCCUCCCUUGUUCUCCCCGCACCCAUUGCUUCUCCCCUCCCUGCCCUUGAUUUCCCGCACCCCUGCCCUUGUUUCCUACCAUCCAUGCCCCUCGUUUCCCCUCUUUGUACGUUCACCCUCUUCCCUCCCUGCCCCUCCCUUCCUCCCCCCCUGCCCUUUGCUUUCCCCUCGUUACGCUCCCUUCUCCCCAUCCCUGCUGCCCUCUUACCACCAUCAGCCCCCCCUGCCCGUUGCUGUCCCUCCCCUUGCCCCCUCAACUCCCCUGCCCCCCGUACACCCCACUCCCGUCCAACCGCCCCCACCCUCCCCCGGCUGCCCGUUUCCGCUCUCCACCCCCGCGACCGUGUGCGGCUUCCAACCGCCCAACGGUGGGCGGGAGCCCCCCUCUCCACUCCCCUGUAUGCUCCUUCCCCCCCUCCCAAGCCCGCUGUCCAUCCAGCGCCCUUGUUCAUAGCUCAUCCACACCCCCCCUGCCGCCUCUCUUUCAUGUCCCACACCUCCUACUCCCCUCCAGCCUUCGUCGCACGUGACCAGUCACCCACAGGCGGCACACACACCGACCCCAGAGGUAAAAAACGAGCCAUAGAAGAGACAGGGGCCCAACCACCACCGCACCAGCAGGAACAGGACCGCGAGGGUGCACACCCACGCUCCAAGACUCGCCACAUCCCAUCUGUCCCCCCACAGCCCCCCCCUCCAAGUGGCGAUGACGGUGCAGCCCAGCAGUCCAAGGAUUCACCCUCAACCACACCCACCUGCACCCAUACCGAAAAAACUAAAUCACACAAAAAAACAGAAGUACCGGACCCAAACCUUGGGAACACAACAGGCCCCACCCCCGCUGGGGGGCUGAAAGGUAGAGCAAAGCAGGCCCGACCCGUGCCCGAGAGAGGAGGGGAGGGGAAAGGGAAAGCCAGGGCUCUGUACCUGGACGUGCAUGAGCGUAGCGCCGAGCGUGAGGCCGAGGCGAGCGGGACUGCUGCGGGAAAAAGGGAUGGGGCUGCGGGAGGUACUGCAAGGGAUGCCGUGGGGGCAGCACGGGAUGCUAGGGGGGCACCAAGGGAUACGGCGGGGACAGCAAUGGACACGGUGGGGACAGUAGAGGCUCCUGAAAGGGGCUCGUCAGGGGGCGUGACUCUGGCCAGGCAAAGGGCAGAGCCAUGGAGACAGACCGCAGCAGGUGAGGCUGCACAGACCGCAGCAGGUGAGGCUGCACAGACCGCAGCAGGUGAGGCUGCAGGGACCACAGCAGGUGAGGCUGCAGGAGAGACCAUGGCAGGUGAGGCCGCAGGGACCGCAGCAGGUGAGGCGGCAGGGACCACAGCGGGUGAGGCUGCAGGAGGGACCAUGGCAGGCGAGGCCGCAGGGACCGCAGCAGGUGAGGCCGCAGGGGCUGCAGCAGGUGAGGCUGAGCAGAUUCUAGCAGGUGAGGCUGCACAGACUACAGCAGGAGAGGCCGCAUGGACUGCAGCAGGCGAGGCUGCAGGGACUGCAGCAGGUGAGGCUGCAGGAGGGACCAUGGCAGGUGAGGCCGCAGGGUCCGCAGCAGGUGAGGCUGCAGGGACUGCAGCAGGUGAGGCUGCAGGGACCACAGCGGGUGAGGCUGCAGGAGGGACCAUGGCAGGUGAGGCCGCAGGGCCCGCAGCAGGUGAGGCUGCAGGGACUGCAGCAGGUGAGGCUGCAGGGACUGCAGCAGGUGAGGCCGCAUGGACUGCAGCAGGCGAGGCUGCAGGGACUGCAGCAGGCGAGGCUGCAGGGACUGCAGCAGGUGAGGCUGCAGGAGGGACCAUGGCAGGUGAGGCCGCAGGGUCCGCAGCAGGUGAGGCUGCAGGGACUGCAGCAGGUGAGGCUGCAGGGACCACAGCGGGUGAGGCUGCAGGAGGGACCAUGGCAGGUGAGGCCGCAGGGUCCGCAGCAGGUGAGGCUGCAGGGACUGCAGCAGGUGAGGCUGCAGGGACCACAGCGGGUGAGGCUGCAGGAGGGACCAUGGCAGGUGAGGCCGCAGGGUCCGCAGCAGGUGAGGCUGCAGGGACUGCAGCAGGUGAGGCUGCAGGGACUGCAGCAGGUGAGGCUGCAGGGACUGCAGCAGGUGAGGCUGCAGGGACCACAGCGGGUGAGGCUGCAGGAGGGACCAUGGCAGGUGAGGCCGCAGGGUCCGCAGCAGGUGAGGCUGCAGGGACCGCAGCAGGUGAGGCUGCAGGGGCCGCAGCAGGUGAGGCUGCACAGACUACAGCAGGCGAGGCCGCAGGGACUGCAGCAGGUGAGGCCGCAGGGACUGCAGCAGGUGAGGCUGCAGGGACUGCAGCAGGUGAGGCUGCAGGGACUGCAGCAGGUGAGGCGACAGGGACCGCGGCAGGUGAGGCUGAGCAGAUUCCGGUAGGCGAGGCUGCAGGGACUGCAGCAGGUGAGGCAGCAGGGACUGCAGCAGGAGCGACAGGGGCCACGGUGGGGGCUGGUACAGGGGGAGGUGCUACGGGGGCUGCAGCGGGGAAGGGUGUAACGGGGACUGGUGCGAGGGAGAGUGCCGCCCCGGCUGUAGCAGGAGAGGGUGCGGCAGGGGCUGGAGUGGGAGAGGGGACAGCAGAGGCCUCAAAGGCAGAAGGUGAGGCUGCAGAUGAAGCAGCAGGGAGGGCCAUAGCACGGCCAGUAGGGGCGGCAGGGGCCGCAGCAAGCGCGGUGGAGCACACAGCAGGGCCGGCAGAGACUGCAGAAGGGGCUAGCAGUAAAGAGACAGCAGGUGGGGUGGGCUCGGGGGACAUAGGGGCAACAGGGGGAGGAGAGGCGAGCGAGGUCCCAACCCGAGGGGCCACUGAGGGGGGAGAUGUGAUAGUGAUAGAGGAGGAUGAGGUAGAGGACGGGAUGCACAUCGACGGGCCACUGGCCCACUACCUCACGCUUGACGGCGAGGCUGACUCGGCCCCCCUGCAGCCUCAUGUCGAGGUUCCCCCUCUCCCCCCCAUGCCCGACCCCAUGCUAGCAGAUGGACCGGUCCCUGUAGCAUCCUGGGGGGCAGCCAAGGCCCUGGCCUUCUUGGCGGAGCCGUGCUCCCCGACCCCCACGCUGUUCCAUGACCAGCCCCCCUCUCUGUCCCCAACGCCUGACACCACGCUUACAGACGGUCCGCCAGGAGAGCACGCGGGCACGGCGAGGGCAGAGCCUCCUACACCCAGCCCCAUCCUUGCCCCUCACCCCUCCUCGCCCAUUUCCUCUCCCCUAAGAGCAGCACACUCCCGCCCCCACCCUCAGGGGCUCCCUCUAGCAUCACGGGGAGCAGCCAGGGCCCUGGCCUUCUUGGCGGAGCCGUGCUCCCCGACCCCUAACACCAUCCAGUCACCCCCCACCAGCCCACUACCCCCACCCCCUCCAGGUCCUCCCCCACCCGGGGCUAUGCACAUUUCAGAGGUUCAAACCUCAACCCUGCCACACCCGCCUCCAUCCGCGCAUUGCCCCACACCCUACACACACCCAAAUCACCCAACUCGCCGCACAACCCCAACCCUCCCACCUUCCUCACAUCAACCCCCCCAAGCAUCCAAGUCCCAACCACAAGGACCCCUGCCCCUAGCUCAGGGAGGCGACGACACCAUGGGCGCGGGGCCCAUAGGAGGGGCCGCCAGUGGGAGGGGCUCUGGUGCCAACGUACAUCAUGGGGGCACAACCUCUGAACCUCAUUCCCCCCUCAAUCCCCCCCCUUCCACCACGCAGCCACCACAGACCUCACUCCUUCCACCACAAGCACCACGCCCUAACCGCUACAUUGCUCCAGCCCUUCGCCCCCCACCCACAACCCCCGCCUACAGCCUGCCUCACCACGAGUGGCCCCGUUGGGCAGACAUCGCCCCCCACAUACAGCCCACCACGGAGGGUGAUGUCAUGGGGAGAAGAGGAAUGCACACUGAGCUUCCUCUACCUAGCCAACUACCCAUCCUCCCCUCACCCAUCCCCUUAGCCUCUCAGCCCGCCCUUCCCUCACAACCAGACAGGGACAACCAAAACCAGGUUGGCCGUCGACGGAAGAAGAAAGGCAAAGGCGGCAAGGGGCCAGCUCACCUACUCCCCCCUCCCUCCCUUCCCCUCCAGCCGCCCCUCCUCACCCCACAUCCCACUGAACCUGCACCAGGCCCUACCCCUACAUGCCAACCACCAAACUCACACCCCCCUCCCGUACCUGCCCCUCUACAGGGCCAUGAGAGCGAUCCAGCCCACUCACCCCCGGGCCGCCUCUCCCUUCCUCUAAACCCCCCCCAGGUGGCGGCAGCCGCGUGCGCUGCCGGGAUGGAGGCCGACGGGAUGAGGGAUGCGCCCAUGGCAGACGCCACCGACUCCCCUUCCCAUGCCUCCCACCCCAUCCAUGUCGACAGCCCCCUACCACAACCCAUGGUGUUUGGGGAGGGCCAAGGGGGCUUUCUAGGGCAGGGUCCACACCCGGGCUCUGCUCAGCCAGCACGCCCCACCCCACCCUCUACCCUGCCAGCCCUCCUACCCUCACCAGCAGGCAGGCAUGUCACCGGGACCCCAGAGGAGGUGAGGGCUGCCAUCUCAGAUCUGCUGGCGAUACAGAGCCCGAGCAGCUCCCCGGCUGCCCCCACCCUACCAGUCCCACAGGUCCGGACCCGGACGUAUGCGAAGGUCACCCGUUCUGUCCCUUCUUUCACCCCCCCCACUACUCAGCCAGGCGCGUCACUCCCGUCCCCGAUGGAGACGGACCUGGUUCCGAGGCCGUGUCAUUCGCACCUAGACGUGGCGGCGCCUCCCCCCGUUCAGCCCGUUGCCGACACACUACCCGCGACGCAGGAGGGCACCAGCUUUAGGGACGAGGCAUCGGCCCCUGCCGAGACCCCCCCGCCUGGGGUAGCAGAGCCGCCACUUGGACCGCACCCCGCCGAGGGACAGGGGCACACCACGGCACACACUUCAGGCUCACCUCCACUUCCCCCCUCCCUAGCUUCGGGACCGGUACCGCCACGAGGCCCAGCCCCAUCCUGUGUGGCACCACCUCUAUCUUCUCCGACACCCCCCCUGCACGGGGCCGGCGAGUCCUCUCCUCCCCUUAUCCCAGGCGAUCCUCUUGGAGCUCAGGCCGCCCACGGGGUCCUCUCUACAGCCAGUUCCGACGCCACGGCCCCGUUCGACCCCACCGACACGGCGACAUCACCCGACCAGGUCGUGAGAUGCCCCACCUGCAGGAGCUCUCUCGCGAACCGAUGUGCCCUUCAGCACUACACGCCCUUCUGCCAUCCUGCGGACGCGGCUCGUAGGGCACAGGCCCUCCACGACACCUCAUCUGUCCUCCCGUCCCUCUCGGAGCCACAGGGGACGAGGACGCAUUUCACAGAUGCACAGUGGCAGACGUUGGAUGCCUUCGAUUGGACGGAGUAUUUCUCGCCAGAGCGCACCCACGCCCGCCCUCUCCGACGCAUUCCUGCUAGGGUCCGCGGAGGAUAUCUUGACGUCCUCUGCACGAUCUUGGCCCGUGUAUCCCAGGAUCCCGAGGCUCCGGGCCCUACCUUCCUCCUCGCCACUGCACCCACACUUCUCCUCACGCAGGCGACCCCGCCAGACCGCUCGCACACGACUGCCAUCGCAGCACGGGUCUCCCGCUUCAUGCGAGGUGAGUGGACUGAGCUACUCUCUGAGGCCCUGAUCCGUCGCACCCCCCUCCCUCGACGCACAUCCCGGCGCGCACGUCCCGUCACCGCCCAGUCCACCGCAGAUGAGCGUCGCAUCGCACGUUGCCUCCGUCUGGCAGCGUGCAAUGAGACCUCACGGGCCUGCGCGGCUCUUGAGUCCGCGGAGGCCACCCCAGAUACACAGGGGACAACACAGCGCCUACAGUCGAACCACCCCAACGCCGUCCCGGAUCGACUCGAGAGGAUGGGGCGGGUGCUACCCUGGCUUCUGAGGUUGCGCCAGCCCCAGACAGCUGCUCGCCUUCUUUCGGCAUGUGUCAGCACUCGCCCGCAGUACCUGUCGAGGACUGUCCCUCCCUCGCCCGCAGUGCUCUCCAGCUUCGCGCGCUGGGACGCACGCCUGGGAGAGACUUUUCAGCAGCUUUUAGCGUCCGGGACCUGGGCAUGCCGUGAGGACGUCAGAGAUGCCGCCCGAGACCAGAUUUUCCUCCCCAUCCGCCUUGGGGGUUUCGGCAUUCGUCGCAUGGAGCGCAUUGCCCCGAGCUUUGCUUCCGGUGAGACGUAUCAGAUCGACCUCUCCCUACGGACGACGCUGGAGGGCCUUCCACCUGACAUCCUCUCUCUCCUCCCACCCUGGCCCUCUUGUGCCUCUGCCUCCCCCGAUUCCCUUUUUGCAGGAGCGAGCCGUCUUUUGGAGGCGCAUGCCUUGGAGGCCGUGCGUGCCCGUCACACCUCUCCCUUGCACCUUGCCCGUUUGACUUCCCUUCAGGGCGUAGGUGCAGGUGGGUGGCUGCAGGCGGUGCCAUACGCAGACUCCCUGCGCAUUCCGGAGGCGGAGUGGCAGGUGGCUUCAUCAUGCCGUCUUGGUCUCCCUGUCCCCCAGUUAGCCCUAACAGGUCAGUGCUCCUGUGGACAGGCGAUCGACGACAUGACGGUGCCUCACCACGCGGUUCGGUGCCCACGAUUCGGCGUCGCCACUGUCAUCCACGACACGGUGAAGUUAGCGCUUCGAGACUUCGCUGUCGAGGCGGGCUUCGCGGUGAAGGUGGAGGACUCUACGCUGUUCACACACCUGGAGGCAGCUCGAGCGAGACUGCUGGGACAGCCGGUGGUGGGAGAGGGGACACGGGCUAGGGGGCCGCUGGAGCAGAGGGCUGAGGCGGGACAGCCGGGCGGCGGAGCACAGUGGGGACGGCAUCAGCUGCGGGGUCGGGUGGCGCGAGGGGCAGGUGGGCAGAGGGGACGGCAGGGGGUGCAGACCAGCCAAGGCGGAGAGGGGGGACAGCAGAGGCAGCAGCAGGAGAGCCAGCACAGGUCGCAGGCUCAGGGCGCCGCGCCUCAGGGUGUGGGCUCGGGGGUGGGGCAGGGACGAGAGCAGCAGAGAGCGGACGGGGGUAUAGGGGGGGCGGGGAGAUUGGGAGGUGAGGUUCAGGGAGUGAGAGAGGCAGCAGGGGAUCGAGCAGGGGGGCUGGGAGGGUUGGGGGAGGGUAGAGAGGGGGAGGGGAGAGGACAGGUGGGUGGAGGAGAGGAUAGGGGGAGAGAGACGACUGGAGAGGAGGCACCGAGGGACCAGACAGGGCAGCAGCCAGCGCAGCAGCAGGGACCAGCCGGACGCACAGGCCGUACAGGCACCUCCUCCCGCAUCCCAGACCUCACCUGCCGCGACGUUGGGCAGACUUUGAUGGUUCUUGUGGAUGUCUCCAUAGCGGAUCCACAGCGGGAGGGGAACGUGCAGCUGGGACGGGCGACCCCCACACAGAUUGGAGUGGCAGCAGCUAGGCGGGUGCAGGAGAAGCUGCGUCACUGGGGGCCGCACUUAGAGGGGUUGCAGCCGGCACCACACUUUUACGCGUGCGUGGCUGAGACCUUUGGCCUACUGAGCGAGCCGUUGCGUCAGUUCCUGGGGCUCUGCGCGAAGAAGAUAGCACAGCGGAGGAGGGAUUGGGGAGGAGGGGAUGACGGAUCAGCACGGAUAUUUGAGACAGGACUCACUACACGUCUCUCCGUGGCACUGCAGCGCGCGCAGGCUCGAUGCAUCUUACAGCAUGCGGUGCGGCAGUUGGGGGGAUCCGACGACGGAUGGAUGCCCGCACCCGUCCCACUGGGUGCGGGGCAGGGUACCUGGAACCAUAUCACAGGCUUCUCCCCUCCCUGCCUCUCCCUCCUCCCCGCCCUGCCCCUCAUUUUCCGCCCCCCCACGCCCGGUUUCUCCCCUCCCUGCACCUCCCUUUCUUUCUCCGUGCCUCUCCUUUGCUCCCUCCCUGCCCCCGCCUGCCCAUGCCCCUGUCUUUGGUUUCUCCCCUCCCUGCCCCACGUUUCUUCCCUCCCUGAGAUCACCUUGUACCCCCUCUGCCCCUCCCUUGUUCUCCCCGCACCCAUUGCUUCUCCCCUCCCUGCCCUUGAUUUCCCGCACCCCUGCCCUUGUUUCCUACCAUCCAUGCCCCUCGUUUCCCCUCUUUGUACGUUCACCCUCUUCCCUCCCUGCCCCUCCCUUCCUCCCCCCCUGCCCUUUGCUUUCCCCUCUGGAUUCCCCCCCUCUGGUGCAUCCCUUGCAUCGCUCGCCCCUCUGCUCACCCUCUGCCCGCCCCUUUUCCUUGCCCUCAGCUGGCCCAGCCCCUGCCCGUUGCUGCCCCUCCCCUUGCCCCCUCAACUCCCCUGCCCCCCGUACACCCCACUCCCGUCCAACCGCCCCCACCCUCCCCCGGCUGCCCGUUUCCGCUCUCCACCCCCGCGACCGUGCUCUUCCCAGUUUCCACCAACAGCCCCCUUCUCUCCCUGCCCCCCUGCACCUCCCGUGCACUGUCCUUUGUCAUCCCCGUCCCACUCUGUGUCUUCACCCCUCCUCUCACCCUGCCCCGCCAUCUCACCCACUCCCUCUCUUCCUGUCUUUACAGUCCUCGAACUGGCACCCUACAGCUCAUCCCCUACUCCACCUUUUUCCCAACUUGCUCUGACCUCUCUCCACCUCCCCCUCACCUCCCGCUCCCUUCCCUCCAGGCGUCAGAAUUCCCCCUCCUUUUUGUCAUCUGUGUUUCCCACCACCCUUCCGCCCCCUUCCAGGAACUCGGGCCGCCCAGGUCAGACCCAGCUCUCCCCCUUUUUCCCUACUUCCUGCGUGCACAUACCCCUCAACUCCCAUGCCCCCAUACCUCCCCUCCCCGACCAUGCAGCCACCUUAGGCAUGCCCCGCCAACCCCAAGGUGGGGGGGAGGCUGGCUCCGGACCAACCCGACGCUCCGGCAGGAUCCAGGGCCGCCCUACCCCCUAUCCCUCUCUUGCCCCCCCUCCCACUACUAAGAAAAACCCGGAUUUCGGGGACCAGGCAAGCGCUGGCGACACUCACACUGACCCCCGAGGUCAUAAACGCGCACUAGACGAGAUCGAAACCCAACCACGCCCGCAUCAGCAGGAGCAGGACCGCGAGGGUGCACACGCACGCUCCAAAGCACACCGCAAAUCACCUGCUCCCCCACAGCCCCCCUCUCCAGGUGGCGCUAACGAGGCUGCCCAGCAGGUUACAGAGCCACGCUCCACCGCACCCACCAGCACCCACACCAAAAAACGGUCACACAAAAAGAUACAAGCACACGAUUGCAGCCCUGGAAGCACAAGGGACCCCACUAGAGGACUAAAAGGGAGGUCUGGGCAGACCCCAUCCGAGCAUAAGAGAGGAGGAGAGGGUGGAGGUGUGGAAAUUGGGGCAGCGGGAGCUGCAGCAAGGGAUGUGGGCGGGACAACAGGAAAAGUGGGUGGGACAGCAAAAGCUGUGGGUGGGGCAGCAAGGGAUGUGGGUGGGGCAGCAAGGGAUGUGGUGAAGGCAGCAAGGGAUGCGGCAGGGGCAGGUGGGGUUGCGGUGGGGCCAGCAAAGGAUGUAUUGGGGGCGGCAGAGGCUCCUGAGGGAGGCACACCAGGGGGUGUGACUAUGGAUGUGGAAGAGGCAGAUGCAGGUGGGGCUGCAGGAACCACACGUGAGGUGGCACAUGCCACGGCAGAGGCAGCAGAGAACGCCGCAAGGGCGGCUGAGGCUGCGGUUGGUACGGAAAGGACUGCACAGAGGGGUGCUGAGGCAGCAAGAAGGGCAGCAGGAGCCGCCGCUGGGACGGCAGUUCCUGAGUCGGUGGGGACGGCAGCAAUUGGGGCUGCAGAGGUGGCAGAGGAGAGGGCUGCAUGCAUAAGCAGCACGGCCGGGACAGCACGGGCAGCAGUGGCGGCACAAGCCACUAAAGGGGCGGCAGAGGCCACAGCAGGGUGGGGAGAGGCCACAGUGGUGGCGGCAGGAGCCGCAGGCGGGGCGGCGAGUGCUGCAGCAGGGGCUGCAGAAGCACCACAAAGGGCCCUGGGAGCCGCUACAGAGGCGGCAGGCCCUGAAUCGGUACAAAUGGCAGCAUACAGGGCUGCAGGAGCAGCAGAGGAUGUGGCUGCACGCACAAGCAGCACGGGCCGUACAACAGGGGUGGCACAGGCCACAGCAGGGGCGGCAGAGACCGCAGUGGACAGAGCUGCAGGCACGGACGGCACGAGCCGGAUAGCGCGGGAAGCCCGGGUAGCAGGAGUGGCACAGGCCACAGUAAGGGCGGCAGAGACCAGAGCAGGAGUGGCUCAGGCCCCAGCUGGGAUGGCAGGGGCUGCAGACAGAGAAGCAUCAGCCGCCGCAGUUGUCGGGGCUGCUCAGGCUGCUGCGGGUGUGGGCGGCAGAGCAGCAGAGGCUGCAGCAGGGGGGGCAGUAGCAAAGAAGGGUGGUGUAGUGGGGAGAGCUGCAGAGGCUACAGCAGUGGUAAGUGCAGCAGGGGGGAGUGCAGCAGGGGGGCGGACAGCAGGAGCUACAACAGGUGAGAGGGCUGGGGGGGCUGAAUUGGGGGAGAGUGUGGCGGGGGCGGGUGCCCCGGCCGCAGCGGGUGAGGGCGCAGCGGGGGAUGCAGCUGAAGCAACAGAGCGGACCAUGGCACGGCCAGCAGGGGCGGCAGAGGCGGCAGCAGAAGCAGUAGAGGCCACAGCAGGGCCGACAGAGGCUGUAUCUGGAGCAGAAGAGGCCGCAGAAAGGGCUGGCAGUAAUGAGCCAGCAGGGGGGGCGGGCUCAGGGGACAUAGGGGCAGGAGGGGUGAGUGGGGUCCCAACUAGGGGGGUUCUUGGAGAAGGGGAUGUGAUAGUGAUGGGAGAGGAUGCGGUAGAGGACGGGAUGCACAUCGACGGGCCACUGGCCCAAUACCUCACACCUGACGGUGAGGCCGACCCAGGCCCCCUGCAGCCUCAUGACGAGGUUCCCCCUUUCCCCCCCAUGCCCGACCUUAUGCUGGCAGAUGGACCGAUGGAGGGGAUGGAGGAGACUUUGAGGAUAGAGCCCCGCGAGGGCGCCCCCAUCCUUACCCCCCGUCCUACAGCCCACCCCCCCCCAGGAGCACCACUUCCCCACCCCCACCCUCAGGGGCUCCCUCUAGCAUCCAGGGGGGCAGCCAAGGCCCUGGACUUCUUGGCAGAGCCGUGCUCCCCGACCCCCACGCUGUUCCUUGGCCAGCCCCCCCCUCUUUCCCCAACGCCUGACCCCACGCUUGCAGGCGGUCCACCGGGGGAGCGCGCGGGUGCAACAAGGGCAGAGCUGCCCAAAGGCACUCCUACUCUCGCCUCUAACCCCUCCCCGCCCCUUCCCUCACUCCAUCCAUCUCCCCCAAGGGCAGCACACUCAUGCCCCCACCCCCAGGGGUUCCUCCGAACACCACGGGGAGCAGCCAAGGCCUUGGCCUUCCUGGCUGAGCCAUGCUCUCCGACCCCUAAAUCCACCGAAUCAUCUCCGGCCAACCUCCUACCUCCUCCCCCACCAGGUCCCCCCCCCGCCCGGAUCUACACACAUCUCAGAGCCAAGGCCCACCCGCAAGGACCUGUGGAGUCUCAUGGGAGCGACGACACACUGGAGGGGCCCACAGGUGGGGCCACCAGUGGGAGGGGCCCUGGCCCCAAUUUCCAGCAUGGGGGCGCAACCUCAAAACCUCCCCUCCCACUCAUUCCCCCACCCCCUGCCACCACGGAGCCACCACAAACCUCCCUCCCCCCACCGCUUGCACCGCACUCUACCCUCCACACCACUCCAGCGCCUCGGCCCCCGCCUACAACCUCCUCACCCGGCCCUGUUCCUCACGAGUGGCCCCAUUGGGCAACCAUCGCCCCACACGCACAGCCUGCCCGGUCUGUCCCCACGGAGGGUGAUGUCAUGGGGAGGGGGGGGAGGCACACAGAGAUUCCCCCGCCUGGUCAACCACCCAUCCUCCCCCCACCCACCCCCUUGGCCCCUCAGCCCCCCCUUCCUUCACAACCAGGCAGGGACAACGAAAACCAGGUUGGCCGCCGGCGGAAGAAAAAAGGCAGGGGAGGCAAAGGAUCAGCUCACCUACUCCCUCCUCCCUCCCUCCCCCUCCAGGCACCCCUCCUCACCCCACAUCCCGAUGAACCUGCACCAGGCCUCACCCCCACGGGCCGGCCACCAAAAUCACGCACCCCUCCCGAACCUGCCCAUCCACAGGGCCAUGGGACCGAUCCAACCCGCUCACCCCCGGGCCGCCUCUCCCUUCCUCUAGACCCCCCCCAGGUGGCGGCAGCCGGGUACGAUGUCGGGAUGGAGGCCGACGGGAUGAGGGAUGCGCCCAUGGCAGACGCCACCGACUCCUCUUCCCACACCUCCCACCCCAUCCAGGUCGACGCCCCCCUACCGCAACCCAUGGUCAUUGGGGAGGGCCAAGGGGGCUUUAAAGAGCAGGGACCACACCUGAGCACCGCUCAGCCAGCACGCCCCGCCCCACCCACUACCCGGCCAGCCCUCCUCCCCUCACCAGCAGGCAGGCAGGUCACCGGGACCCCACAGGAGCCAGGCGCGUCACUCCCGUCCCCGAUGGAAACGGACCUGGUUCUAAGGCCGUGUCACUCGCACCCCGACGUGGUGGUGCCUCCCUCCGUUCAGCAUGUUGCCGACACACUACCCGUGGCGCAAGAGGGCACCAGCUUUAGGCAUGAGGCAUCCGCCCCUGCCGAGACCCCUCCGCCUGGGGUAGCAGAGCCGCCGCUUGGACCAGGGACAGGGGCACACCACGGCACACACUUCUGGCUCACCUCCACGUCCCCCCCCCCUAGCUUCGGGACCGGUGAUCCUCUUGGAGUUCAGGCCGCCCAUGGGGUCCCCUCUACAGCCAGUUCCGAUGCCACGGCCCCGAUCGACCCCACCGACACGGCGACGUCACCCGACCAGGUCGUGAGAUGCCCCACCUGCAGGAGCUCUCUCGCGAACCGACGCGCGCUUCAGCACCACACGCCCUUCUGCCAUCCUGCGGACGCAGCUCGUAGGGCACAGGCCCUCCACGACACCUCAUCUGUCCUCCCAUCCCUCUCGGAGCCACAGGGGACGAGGACGCAUUUCACAGAUGCACAGUGGCAGACGUUGGACUCCUUCGACUGGUCGGAGUAUUUCUCGCCAGAGCGCACCCACGCCCGCCCUCUCCGACGCAUUCCAACUAGGGUUCGCGGAGGAUAUCUUGACGUCCUCUGCACGAUCUUAGCCCGUGUAUCCCAGUAUCCCGAGGCUCCGGGCCCUACCUUCCUCCUCGCCGCUGCACCCACACUUCUCCUGACGCAGGCGACCCCGCCAGACCGCUCGCACACGACUGCCAUCGCAGCACGGGUCUCCCGCUUCAUGCGAGGUGAGUGGACAGAGCUACUCUCUGAGGCCCUGAUCCGUCGCACCCCCCUUCCUCGACGCACAUCCCGGCGCGCACGUGCCGUCGCCACCCAGUCCACCGCAGAUGAGCGUCGCAUUGCAUGUUGCCUCCGUCUGGCAGCGUGCAAUGAGACCUCACGGGCCUGCGCGGCUCUCGAGUCCGCGGAGGCCGCCCCAGAUACACAGGGGACGACACAGUGCCUGAAGUCAAAGCACCCCAACGCGGAGAGGCCGACCCCAGCUUGGCUGUCGGACUACCAGGGGACUGCUCUCGUGCUCUCGACGGAUCACCUACGUCGCGCCAUCUUCACAGCUCCGCGCGGCUCCUCGGGGGGACCGUCCGGCGUCCCGGAUCGACUCGAGAGGAUGGGGCGGGUGCUACCCUGGCUUCCGAGGUUGCGUCAGCCCCAGACAGCUGCUCGCCUUCUUUCGGCAUGUGUCAGCACUCGCCCGCAGUACCCGUCGAGGACUGUCCCUCUCUCGCCCGCAGUGCUCUCCAGCUUCGCACGCUGGGACGCACGCCUGGGAGAGACUUUUCAGCAGCUUUUAGCGUCAGGGACCUGGGCAUGCCGCGAGGACGUCAGAGAUGCCGCCAGCGACCAGAUCUUCCUCCCCAUCCGCCUUGGGGGUUUCGGCAUUCGUCGCAUGGAGCGCACUGCCCCGAGCUUUGCUUCCGGUGAGACGGAGCAGAUCGACCCAUCCCUACGGACGACGCUGGAGGGCCUUCCACCUGACAUUCUCUCUCUCCUCCCACCCUGGCCCUCUUGUGCCUCUGCCUCCCCCGAUUCCCUUUUUGCAGGAGCGAGCCGCCUUCUGGAGGCGCAUGCCUUGGAGGCCGUGCGUGCCCGUCACACCUCUCCCUUGCACCUUGCCU